Frieseomelitta varia is the source of this 2814-nucleotide messenger RNA. It is a transcript of the gene Rabex-5, whose product is annotated as rab5 GDP/GTP exchange factor. Gene Ontology annotation, molecular function: zinc ion binding; DNA binding; small GTPase binding. Gene Ontology annotation, biological process: vesicle-mediated transport. Gene Ontology annotation, cellular component: endocytic vesicle; cytosol. The transcript is spliced from 9 exons. The coding region runs from base 193 to 2001 and encodes 602 amino acids. The record is from RefSeq and is a predicted model, not a curated record. Lineage: Eukaryota; Metazoa; Arthropoda; Insecta; Hymenoptera; Apidae.
AUAGAUUUUUGAUAUGACUUAAUUGUUAAUAAUAAUUUAAAAUUCGUAGGUAAAGAUUUACGCAUGCGUUUUUACAUGCUUAUCUGCAUUACAUAGUGACUGUGUUAAAGGGAGCAACUAAACUAUACAAAUAAAAUGUAAAUUAUAUAAAGAAAAAAAAAAAAAAUUGCAAAAAUAUAAAGCUCUGUCAGAAUGUAUUCCACAAAAACACCCACUUUAAGAAUCGACGAGGCUGAUCUCAAAUGCAAAAAUGGUUGUGGAUUUUACGGAAACGCAGAAUGGGAAGGUUAUUGCAGCAAAUGUUAUCGGGAAUAUUUACAAAAACGGAGAUCGCAGACAGAAUGUAAUGUUUAUGGACAGGGAUACGAUUUGGCUUCUUCCAAUAAAAAUACAAUUAGUGCACAUCAAAAAUAUGAGGAGAAGAAAGUACAACAAGAAAAAAAGUAUAAGUUAUUAAAUAUAUCUUUUCGCAAGCCAGUUACAAAAGUACAGGGGUACCAAGAAUUGCUUUAUGAAUUAACAAAAGAUAAUCCUGACCUUGAAAAAGUAAAAGCAGACAAUCGUGAUUUAAUAGCCAUGAUUGCUAAAACACCAGUAGAAAGAGAUGUUAGAAAGUGUAUGCAUUCAUUUAUUAUUGAGAUACUUCAAAAUAAAGAUGUGAAAAGAAUAGAAGAGCUUUCAGAGAUUACACAAAAUUUUUAUCAAGUAUUUGCGAAACGUUUAGAAAAUAGUGCUAAAUAUACAGAUAUAACACCAGAAGUUAAAGAAAAAUUAUUGGAUUAUGUAGAAAGAUAUGCGAUGACUCUACUCUACAGGAUUCUUUUUUGCCCACCAUUUACAAAUGAUGAAGAAAAAGAUUUAGCAAUACAAAAAAGAAUCCGACAAUUGAAUUGGGUUAGUGGAAAAAAUUUGGAAUGUCGAAUACAUGAAACUAGCUCUGAAGUUAGAGAACUAGUUUAUACUUCCAUAACUGAUUUAUUAAAUAUGGAUUCUGCUAAAGCUCCACAAGAAAAACUUUCGUGUGUUAUUUAUUGUUGUCGAAAUAUAUUUCUAAUGUUACAACAAUCUGUUGGUGGACCUGCAUCUGCAGAUGAAUUUCUUCCUGCCUUAAUUUUCAUUGUUCUAAAAGCUAAUCCUGCUCGUCUUAAAAGUAACAUCAAUUUUAUUACUAGGUUUUGUAAUGCAAGUAGAUUAAUGACGGGGGAAGGUGGAUAUUAUUUCACAAAUUUGUGCUGUGCCGUAUCUUUUAUUGAAAAUUUGACAGCUGAAUCAUUAAAUAUGGAUGAAAAAGAUUUUAAUGCUUAUAUGUCUGGAGAACGUGUACCUGCUAAUACAUGGGAAUCUGCUUUAAUGAUAUGUGAAAGUUUGCACCUAAUGUGUGAAGAUAUAACACUUCUUGAUGAAAUGAAAGCCAAAACUACAGAAAUAAUGACAGAGGCAUUAAAUUUAAAAGAGAAGAUGUUACAAUUUCAAGAAGAAAUGAAAUCAGAAGUAAAUACGGUUUUAGACAGAACUCCAUUGUUAAUUACUCAUAGCCAAAGAUUACCUACUAAUUUAGAUUGUGAAGAUAUUGAAAGUUAUCAAUUACCACCUCCCAUUAUUCCACAAGUUUGUCCUACCACAAUUAAUAACUCAACACCACAAAACGAUAUGAGAACCUCUUUAAUAGAAGAUUGCAUUACACCAUCUCCUACUUUUGAUUUUCCAUCUUUCAUUGGUGAUGAUAGUUUUGAUGUAAGCAAAGCAGAGGAUGAAACGAGUCUUAUAAGUUUAGAUACACAAAGUGAUUUUGAUACACAACAGGACAAAUCAACAAAUGAAUUACUAGUGUCUACUCAUUUGAAUUUGCCAUGUUCUACGGAAUCAGAGCAAGAAGAUUAUCAUGGAUUCACUGUGCAAGGUUCAAAUAUACCUACAAUUCCUUGUAGUACUGGAGAUUUAUCUUUAAAUACCACAGAAAUGGAUUGUGAAAAUUAUACAAGUUAUUUCCAUAAUACAUAGAAAAAUUUUAUUUUAAUCGAAAUUCUUAAAAAAAUGUUGCUUAAUUAACAGAAUAGAUUAUGCAAUAUUAUAUUAUUGAAAUUUUAUAUGCAACAUCUACUAGAUGAUUUUUGUUAUCAGAGUUACUUCAUCAUCUUGAAUGUUAAUGUAAAAAAUGUAAGUUCUUGUAAAAAUGCAUGAUUUUGAACAAAAAUAGAAUAUUUCGUUAAAACUAAAUGAAUAAUGAAUAGAAUAUAUUGGUAUAUACCAGAACUAUACCUGCACCUGUGAAUGUGUUAUAGGUUUGACAAAAUGUUUGGUAAGAUAGGUGCUCACUACAUUGAUACUUGUAUUCUUGAAAAUAUGAGUUACUUCUUAUAUGUAUGAGUUGAUUAUUUAUCUCUAUAAUAUGAAAAUAUAAAUUGCUAUAGAUAAUUGUUUAUACAAUUAAAUCAAUGUAUAAAAUUAUUACAUUUUGCUUACUUUAUUAGAAACUAAAUUUGUUUUAAAUAAAAUUCUUUUUAUGAAAAUAUAAAAAUAAUGCAUGAUAGAUUUUUUAAUUUAAUAAUAAUUUAAUAAAAAUUUGUAAUUUUUAAAAAGUAUUUUAAAACUGAAAGUGAUGAAGUACUCCUGUUUUAAAAUUUAUGUUUAGCACAACCUUACAAAAAUCACUUAGUAGAUAUUGCAUACUAGAGCAAAAGCUUUAAUUUAUUGGAUAGUAUUAUUAGACAACAUAUAUUAAUAUAUAUUACAUAUACAAUGUAAAUUAUUUAAAUUAUUUUAAUCCUACAAAAAUCUGUCCUAAUAAAAUAGAAGAAGAAUUUUUAUUGAAAA